UAAAGAGGUUUCUUUUUAUUAAAAUACAUUAAUUAUAUUUUGACGUGUGUCAUGUACAUUUACAUCGAUUCAAGUGAAACUUCGCAUUGAAUGAAACUUGAUUCCAAGAAUUGUAAAUUGAAACAGAAAUUUCCACGUUAUAUAACGAGAACAGGUAGGGCGGUUAAAUGUGUUUCCUCGGUGGCUGCAGGCGAAACGAGGGAUUCUAAAAUUAAAAGGAUAUCCAAAACGAUCGUUUCGAUGGGCAAUUGUAUAAAGGCUGCCGAUCCUUCGAUGGCUUCUCUUCCGAGGGGUAUCAACGUCGACACUUCACGGAUUAGAGAAUCGGGGCUGCCAAUCAUUUUCUUAAUUGGAGGACCAGGAGUUGGAAAAAGGACGUUAUGCAGCAAAGUAGCGGAAAAGUAUGGUUUCCUGGGCAUAAUUAGCACUGAUUUAAUUCGAACCGAAGUAUCCACGCGUACCGAAAGAGCCUUCUUAUUGGCACGAAUGAUGUCACAGGGUCAGCUGGUACCCACGGACGUUUUGAUAGAAUUGAUCGCAGUGAGGAUGAUUGACUUCUUGGAUGAAAAAAACGGAUUCAUCGUGAGUGGAUUUCCACGACAUAAAGAUCAGUGUAAAGUGUUUGACAAACUAAUAAGACCGCCUGAUCUUGUAUUAUUUAUGGAAGCAAGAAACUCUGUUCUAAGUGAUCGAAUAAUGGCUAGAGCAAUCACUACUAUGGAAAGAGUUUCGAUCAGCUUCGACUCUAUUAGGAAACAAAUUAAGCAAUUCCAUAAAAGAAAUAAACCGGUAGUUACAUAUUACAAUUACAAAAACUUGCUGGUGAUGAUCGAUGGAGAACCUGAGGCGAUUACAGUAUAUGAAAAUGUAUGCGAAGUUAUCGACAACCUGUUACUUAAUUUCCCAACCAGAUCGUCUAAUGUUGAAGAAAUAAACGUGAUAUCAGACGACAUCGUACCAAAAAAUAACGAAGAAUAA
Osmia bicornis bicornis is the source of this 978-nucleotide messenger RNA. RefSeq names its product adenylate kinase isoenzyme 1-like. The transcript is spliced from 2 exons. The record is from RefSeq and is a predicted model, not a curated record. Gene Ontology annotation, biological process: nucleoside triphosphate biosynthetic process. Gene Ontology annotation, molecular function: ATP binding; AMP kinase activity. The coding region runs from base 91 to 978 and encodes 295 amino acids. Gene Ontology annotation, cellular component: cytosol; cytoplasm. NCBI's taxonomy places the organism in Eukaryota, Metazoa, Arthropoda, Insecta, Hymenoptera, Megachilidae.